CUUGACGUUUGACGUAGCCAACCAACUAUCAACCAACGGCCGUUGGGGCUUGAAUUUUAUUAUUUUAAUUUUGUUAAAAGUAAUUGUUAUUCACAACUAAUCAAUUAUAAUAUACAAUAACCAGUGCAAUGAAACCUAUAUUAGUUAAUUUGAACAUUGGUGACCAAUUGACAGCUACAUCAUGCGGCCAUGUCGUCGCAGAAUUAAUUAAAUUUAUUGCUCAUCAAAGACUACAGAUACCUUAUACCUAUCAAUGGUUAAAACAAGUUGUUAAUAAGAAAAAGAUGAGUGAAAAUGUUGACAAAAAAGACAGUUUGCAAUCUGAAAUGCAUUUUCGUUUAGUCUCCCGUGCAUUAGAAAACUUAGAUUUCAUUUUAAAGAGUCUACUUCAAGAGAUAAAUGGUUCAAUGAUCCCAGAAGAAGUGUGCAUUGCUCUGGGGAGCACCCCUGUAACGUGCAAGGAAGUUUACAGGCUGUUGCUGCCCACCAUGUGCCACACGUCCCAGUGUCACUCCAACCAUAUUGCAACAGACCAGAAAAUACAGAGAAGCGUCUUCAAAACAUUGGUGACAUCCCAAUUAAGUCAAGUGAUCUUCUCACCCAUGACCCCAACCAACAUGUACAUCUUCAUAAGAAAGAAGCAAACAAAGGUUCCUGUGACCAGCGAUACCUUCAUCCCAGCCCGUGGAUGCAGGCUCCCGAAGGACACCAAGAUUGUUGUUGUCGACUUCCGAGCAGAGAAGCAGGGUAACCUCUCUUGUUGUAACGAUUUCCAGAUAUUCGGAGAAGUUAUUAGUGAAAGCAUGGUAAAUUUGCAAUUGGGCGAUGAACCUAACUUUAGCGAGAUAGAGUCAAGUGAAACUAUGGCCUGGUACCAGUCUUCGUAUGUAAUGAAGGGAUUUAAAGAUUGCAUUGUCAAUGGGAGCUCAGUCACGAACAUGUGGCUUGAGUCUUGAUAAAUAGACUGAUCAUUUAGUACAUUUAUCAUAUUGGCUUAUAAAAGUAUAUUCAUUACCAGUAAAGCGUUCACGCGGCGUGUCGAUUAGUAUGGAACCGCCGAGAAAACGCGGCGCACGAACGCUAGUGUGUAAGAGCCCGUAGAGUCAGACCAAGCUAAUUCGGCAGGGAUUUUGAUAGCACAGACUGUGCAAGUGUUAUUUUAAACGUCAAACUUCUAUGAAAUUCUUACGUUAAUUAACACUUGCACUGUCUGUGCUAUCAAAAUAGCUGCUGAGUUGGCUUGGUUAGUGGCGUGAAGCCCUUUUCUUUCACUGCGCUCGAAGGGGCCUCGCGCGAGGCCGUGGGUGACGGCCCACUUCGCCCACGCCUAGCUACGCCACUGAGCUAAUGAGCUUGGUCUAACUCUAUUCACCAGAUAUGGACGCACCUGUGGUAGCAUUGAAUGUGAGCAGGAUAUCGCUAUAUACUGAAAUAGCGCUGUCUCACUUGCAUGGUCUGAUAACCGCGUAGCUUCCGACAUGCCGUAUGCAGAAUAAAUUUUAAAGAUGAUAUAUUAUUGGCCAGUAUCCCUACUAGGAGAUGGUCAAAUACACUAUUUCAAUCAUAAACUUAUAAAUGAAAUUAGGUAGUAAAAUUGUACUUUAUGAUUAAAUUUUAUUAAUUAUGAAAAAAAAACCACUAUUGUCAUAGGAUUUGCUCAAAAUAUUCUUAUGUUGCCAUAGCGUAGAUUAUUGUUUGAUAUAGUAUAAAUAUGACUUUAGAUAGGUAAAUAUUUGACUAAGUUAGCGAUCCAUAGUGUGUACCUAUUAAUACUAAUAAUACUACAACAAUUUUGUUUUAUUGUAUUCAAAGUAAUUUUUUAUGUUACAUAAUUUAAAUAAACUGACGUA
Messenger RNA from Cydia strobilella, 1850 nucleotides. RefSeq lists its product as uncharacterized. Gene Ontology annotation, cellular component: nucleus. The coding region runs from base 129 to 956 and encodes 275 amino acids. Gene Ontology annotation, biological process: regulation of exit from mitosis. Lineage: Eukaryota; Metazoa; Arthropoda; Insecta; Lepidoptera; Tortricidae. The record is from RefSeq and is a predicted model, not a curated record. The transcript is spliced from 3 exons.